AUGGGAGGGGCCACUUUUCAAAACACCUCGCCUGCCUACCGUAACAACAACAACGGAGUCUAUGGCAGUCCUACCGAAUCCGAGUUCUCUGACUCUUCCAGAAUGUCUGAUACAGUAAAAAACUGGGACGAACAACGUGUUGGCGAAUGGUUGGUCAGUAUCAACUGCGGUCAAUAUGUUGACAUCUUCAAGAAUAACAACAUCACUGGCGAGAACCUUAUGGACAUGGAUCCUGCUACGUUAAAAGAGAUGGGUGUCAACAAGAUCGGCGACCGAGUCCGCAUUGGCUCCCAGGCCAAGCUAUUCAGAACAACCGUAUACAGGAAGACGAGCAAGCGGAACAUGAACAGGCUCUCCCUGGCUACACUCGACGGCAACGCCCAAGCAAAUGCUCCCCCAGCCUCAUCGCCGCGCGAGCGUGCCGUACUCUCCACUACUCGAACACAACCCCCUCCUACCUCUCUUCGCGACAAACGCCUCUCUCGUCGCAUCGAUGGCCAAGACCUCGCAAAAGCAAACUCUCGCCCGUCUUCACCAUUGAUAGACCAAGAAAACCGCUCUCGCGCUCCCAUGCAAAAGAGCAACAGCACACCAUAUCUUCCCAAGCCAUCGCAGAGGCUUACUCCUGGUGAAACCCCUCCACGCUUCGCUGGUCCGGUCGCCGGUCACAUACGCUCAAGCCCCAGCGUCGACAACCUCGCCACAUACAGCAGCGCCCUACCUGCUGACAAGGCUCUGAUCCGUGUCAUCUUUGACAGUGGUCGCUCCUCUAUGAUCAACAUUGAAGGUUGUGAGACUGCUGACGACAUUGUUCUCAAGACUCUUAAGAAGGGUGCUCUCAACGAAAACCACGUCAAGAACUUUUGCUUCUACCUUCUUGAUGGCUUCAAUCCUGAUCCAAAGUAUUGUCGCCGCUUGGGUGAUACUGAGCUGCUUCGUAUUUGCAACGAUCGCGUACGUGGUGAGAGAGGUCGUCUCAUGCUCCGCAAGAUCCAUGCUGGAGAGCCUGAAGGGGAGCAGCUGCGCAUCGCCGCCAAAAUCGCCGAAAAGGAAGCCCCCUCGCCUCCUGCAAUCGAGGUACAGCAACCAAUCAACAAGUCAAAAUCCCACCUCAAGAUCGAGCAGCUCAUUGGCGAGCCUUUGGCUGCUGUCAGCUACCCAAUGUCUCCUGCCUCAUUGCUCGAACGUGAGAGAAACUCAUACUUCGCUGCUCAGCCCGCCAUCAGCACUGCCGGUGCCAGAGCACGCAAACUCAAGGAGUUCUAUGGCGCUCGCCCACCCACCGAGCUCAUUACUCAGGACCUCACCUCGUACUUCCCGGACAUCGAGAAGGAAGAGAUGGACAAGACCGUGCGCAUGUCAAUUCGCCGCUCACGCAGACUUAGUAGAGCUGCCAAUCGCCUGAGUACUAUGAGUAGCUUCAGCGUUGCCUCGAGCCUUAAAGAUGCUCCUCCACUUCCCACCAUUGCCGACAGCUGGUUGAACUCCGCCAAUCAGCCCAAACCUCUUCGUCCUCUUUCAGUCGUUCGUCUUGGUCGGCCAGUAUCCAAUUACCGCGACUCGAUCACAUCAUCUGUACUUGAGCCCCUAGAUGAGGAGUCGCCUUUGGAACCCAACCGCAAAUCUUACGUCUCUUUCGGUGCUGACAGCGGAUCUGACUCGACGGAUCGCAAUGUUGCUGUAACUGAUCCAGAAGGUAACACCAUCAUGCAGAGCUACUUUGACGAUACCGGUAGCACCAGCCCAGCCAACACCGAGAAUGGCGGAUCUCUCAACUCUCGUCUCAGUCAGGUCAUUGCCGAAGACGGUGAAGAAUCUGACGAUGAGCUGAUGGAACACCUCGAAAAUGAUAGCUGGGAGAACCUGAAGUACAUGAAGGGUGCCAUGAUCGGACAAGGCUCUUUCGGCACUGUUUACCUUGCCCUUCACGCUAUUACUGGUGAGCUCAUGGCUUGCAAGCAAGUUGAAAUGCCCUCUUCCUCCGGCACACACCUCGACGCCAAGAAAAACAACAUGGUAGAGGCUUUGAAGCGCGAGAUUGGACUCUUGCGCGAGCUUAAGCAUCCCAACAUCGUGCAGUACCUCGGAUCCAACUCGGAUGACUCUCAUCUCAACAUUUUCCUUGAGUACGUCGCUGGUGGCUCAGUUGCUACGAUGCUCGUCAACUACGGCUCUCUUGGUGAACCCCUGAUUGCCAACUUUGUCAGGCAAAUCCUCUCUGGUCUUGCAUACCUCCACUCCAAGGACAUCAUCCAUCGCGACAUCAAGGGCGCCAACAUCCUCGUCGACAACCACGGCAGCGUCAAGAUUAGUGAUUUUGGUAUCAGCAAACGCGUUGAGGCCUCAAGUCUUCUCGUCCCACCCACCGGCAAACGUACGGGUCCCCGUGUUUCGCUUCAAGGCUCCGUCUUCUGGAUGGCACCUGAAGUCGUCAAGCAGACCGCCUACACCCGCAAAGCAGACAUUUGGUCCCUUGGCUGUCUCAUCGUCGAAAUGUUCACUGGUGUGCAUCCUCAUCCCAACUGCACUCAACUGCAAGCCAUCUUUAAGAUCGGAAGCAGUGCGGCACAAGCUCGUCCAGACAUGCCUGAACAGGCCAGCGAGAAUGCCAAGUUCUUCCUCGAGCGCACAUUUGAGAUUGAACAUGAGAAGAGACCUUCGGCUGACGAGUUGCUGGGCUAUGCUUUCUGUGCGCCCAAGGAGCCUGGAUCUGCUUGA
Aureobasidium melanogenum CBS 110374 is the source of this 2718-nucleotide messenger RNA. Its product is annotated as MAP kinase-like protein. The transcript has 4 exons. The coding region runs from base 1 to 2718 and encodes 905 amino acids. Gene Ontology annotation, molecular function: protein kinase activity; ATP binding; protein binding. Lineage: Eukaryota; Fungi; Ascomycota; Dothideomycetes; Dothideales; Saccotheciaceae. The record is from RefSeq and is a predicted model, not a curated record. Gene Ontology annotation, biological process: protein phosphorylation.